CCAGUGCUAGCCUACGUUUCGGUUCUGUUUAUACUGUGCCAAUGGUUUAGUCAACUGUUUGCACUGUUGAUCCUUUCGGCUCUUCAUUUCAUUGCAGUCUUUUCUCCAGCAAAAUUUCGUUUAAUUUUACCGCGGCAUAUGUGGAUCACCAACUUUUUCAUUAUCGUGAUCGGUAUCCUGUUGACAGCGCCUACGUUCACGCCGUACUGUGGCUACGCUUAUAUGACUGAAAGUCAUGUGUGGGCUGACGACAAAAGCAAACCGUACACGUACAUAUGGCGGCGCUGUAACUUAUCGUUACAGGCAGUCUGCGUGAUUGUACUGGCUUGUGUCGACGCAGUCAUCAUUUGGAAAAUUCGUACGCUUCGAAUUGUUGGAACAAAAAGAAAUGACAUUGUCCCAUCUUCUAGGAUUACAGUUCCGCUGGAAACGAGAAGUAAUCGUGAAAAACGUAUCAAUCGAGAGAAACGACUAGCCUUGAAUUUCGUAUUUCUGAGCGCCUGCUUCCUGUUCCAGUCUACUGUCUACAAUCUUCCAUUCCGUUUAUUCGUUCCAAGUAGUACUCCUGUAGACGAAGUUUUGGCGACCAGUAAAGCUAUGGAUAUGGAAACCGCUUUAUACGUGACAAACUUCGCUAUCAACACCUUCAUCAUUUUCAUUGACGUAACCGUCAUAUUUGUCGCCAUUAAAACAGGAGAAUUCGCUCGGCAACUUAUUCUGUGGAUCAUCUUUUUGUGUAUGGGUAUGGAUAUUGCUGUGUAUUUGAAUACUGUAAUUCAUGACGUGCCUAGUUUUGUUAUGAACACGGAUAUUUUCAAAUUACCGAUGUUCACUCCAUAUUGUGGUUACUCUUAUGUCAUACAAGGUCACUACUGGUAUCUCGAUACAAGCAAACCGUACUCAUACCUAUAUCGUAGCUGGAACUUAGUUUUACAGAUAACCUGCGCAGCUGUUGUGGCUUUUGUAGAUGUGUUAAUUAUAUGGAAAAUUCGUAUGAGUCGGAACAUAGCAAGGAAGAACAAGGUCCUUGGUCCAUUCUAUGUGACUGCUGCUGGAACGAUGAACCGUGAAAAACGUAUCAAUCGUGAAAAACGUCUGGCUCUGAAUUUCGUAUUUCUGAGUGCAUGCUUCCUAUUCCAAACCAUCGUCUACAAUCUUCCAUUUCGGUCAGUUUCAUAG
Haemonchus placei is the source of this 1179-nucleotide messenger RNA. The record is from the annotation of a GenBank genome assembly. NCBI's taxonomy places the organism in Eukaryota, Metazoa, Nematoda, Chromadorea, Rhabditida, Trichostrongylidae.